AGCUCUUCAAAGAAUAUAGAAUAUCUAUAAAAUGACUCUCACAUACGAGGAUGUCCCCCUCCAAGUCAACGACGUCACUCUCUCCCUCUCCACCAUCCACCACAACCUCACCAAUGGCCAACCUCCCAUCCUCUUCCUCCACGGCUUCGGCUCCUGCAAAGAAGAUCUCGCCGAUAUAACCAUCCACCCAGCCCUGCAGCACCGCGCAUACAUCGCCUUUGACGCCCCAGGCUGCGGCCACUCACACUGCUCCGACCUCUCCGCCGUCUCCAUUCCAUUCCUCGUCUCAACUGCAGAGGCCAUCUUAUCCUACUUUAAGAUUGAUAAAUUCCACCUAAUCGGCCACUCAAUGGGUGGACUGACUGCGCUUCUCCUCGCUGAUAAGCAUCCCACCCGCGUGCUCAGCUUCAUCGAUAUCAAGGGCAACCUCGCACCGGAAGACUGCUUCCUCAGUCGACAGAUCUUCACCUUCCCGUCUGACCAUCCAGAUGAGUUUCUCGAUGCGUUUAUCCAGCGCACGCGGAGCGCAAAGUCAUACGGUAGUGCGCUGUAUGCGAGUACGAUUCGCGCGAGGGUGCGCGCGGGAGCGGUGCGCGCGAUCUUCGAGUCGAUGGUGCACUUGUCGGAUGAGGUUGAUUUGCUGGGGAUGUUUUUGAGACUACCUGGCAAGAAGAUGUUUAUGUAUGGGGAGGAGAAUGCAGGAUUAUCGUAUUUGGGAAGGUUGAGGGGGGAGGGGGUGGAGUUGGCGGAGAUUGAGGGGAGUGGGCAUUUUCCGAUGUAUUCGAAUCCGGUGGAGAUGUAUAGACGGAUUGCGAGUUUCUUUGAUAGAUUUGAUUUAUAGAUUAGAUUAUUACACAGUUGAUAAAAUAAUAUACAAUGCUCAGUCAACAUAUUUGGAGAGGAAUCUUUAGCGAAAUACGCGACUUGAGCAGAUCCUGAUAUCCAACC
Molecule: messenger RNA, 948 nt
Organism: Aspergillus wentii DTO 134E9
Lineage: Eukaryota; Fungi; Ascomycota; Eurotiomycetes; Eurotiales; Aspergillaceae
Product: alpha/beta fold hydrolase
Exons: 1
Coding region: 32-841 (269 amino acids)
Source: RefSeq, a predicted model, not a curated record